This is a messenger RNA of Manduca sexta (tobacco hornworm), 1386 nucleotides long. RefSeq lists its product as uncharacterized. Bases 204 to 959 code for a protein of 251 amino acids. Lineage: Eukaryota; Metazoa; Arthropoda; Insecta; Lepidoptera; Sphingidae. The transcript is spliced from 4 exons. The record is from RefSeq and is a predicted model, not a curated record.
UCCGGCGGCCGUCGGCUCGUCGUGUCGCCAACAAUAACGAAAACUUUUUUUCUUUCCUUGUCGUACAAACUAUCGCUAUAUUGACAUAGAUAGCGAGUUAUCAUUGAUGAUACCCAAAAUUCAUAGUAUCUAACAUUGCAAAGUUAUCAUCACUCAGAGAUAAGAAGUAUAUAUGUCAAAACAUAUAAUAUACCGACAAGAACAUGCUGUCCCAGUGUCUACUGCAUCAUUUCUCGCGUGUCAACAUGUCCGGGCUUAAAGUGUGGUCUCGUUUUUCUGCAAAAUCAAGGGAUGGAACAGUAUUGAAGCUUCGCAUAGAAGACAUGCCAGAAGACAGAAUAGAAGAUGUCACGAAGUUGUUAAUGACCCAUUAUGCACCGGAAGAGUCGUUGCACAAAGGUUCAGGUGUACCCAAAAAUCCCGAAGCAAUGGCAGAACUACUAAAACUUUAUAAGGAAUCUUGGAAUGAAAAGCCACAUCAAAUAACAAUUUGUGUCUCGGAUGACGAAACUGACACUAAUAGUGAAUUACUUGGCGCAUCGCUGAUGGUUUUGGAAACAAAGGAAGAAGCGUUUAAAGAAAUAACAUAUGACGACGCGAACACUGAAGAAAUCAAGAAAUUCCUCGAAAUAAUGAAAUGUCUAUCAGCGAAAUACAACGUUUUUGAAAAAUACGAUUUGGAUGAAUUCUACGAUGGUAGAGGAGUUGUGGUUCUACCAAAAUGUAGAGGUCUUGGUAUCGCUCAAGAGUUCUUCAGGGUGAGACGCCUGAUGUGCAAAGAACAUAAUAUCCCAAUGACUGGAGCAUGGAUGACGUCAUUUGGAACACAGAAGGCAGCCAUCCGUGAUAACUGGGAAACCGUAUGCGAAAUGAAUACCGAAGAUUUUGAGAAGGAAGUAGGAGUUAAAUUUGAAAAAGUCCCUCCAACUUGUAUAUUUAUGAUUGCUAGAGGCGAAUAAAUGGUUUUAAUUUUUUCAUGAAUUGUAAAAGUAAAAGAAACAACUUAAGGAAAAGCGAUAAAAGUUACUACAACACAAAUGACGAAUAGUUAAAGCUAUAAUGCCUCACUGAGACUAUCGUCGAAUAAAUUGUGCACGAAUAUAUGACUAUGAAUUAUGAGCAACGAAUACACCUAACUAAGCUGUUUACCCAUUCGUGUUUGAGUCUAAUCGACUGUACUCGACAAGUAUCUAAAUCAGAUGUAAAAGUUGCCACAAAACAAACCUCAUAAUUAAUUAGAAAAAAAGAACUAUAACUGAUCGUUACUGUCACUAACGAAAUUAGAUCUUAAUGCUAAAAGGUAUUUGUAAUUAUUAUCGUGCUAUCAAAAAUAAAAUUUAAUCAGAUCAUAAUAUUUUGUUUCCACUAAAUAAAUCAUGAGCAGGA